UUGUCAGGGUUCUGUUUCCAGUAACUCCGCAGCUGCUCAAAAAAAGCACAGUGAAGGCUCUGGUAAAUGACAUAAUAACGGAGGAUGCAGCUUGUUUCAGUCUGAGUUCAGCAGCAUCUGUUUCUCCUGUGUAACAGAAAACUCGUGGAAACUGGUGACUGUGCACCACUUUAACACACGUCUUUUAAAGGUUAUGGAUAUUCUCCCACUCUUGUUGCUGCUGCUGGUGUGCAGAAAUGGUUUAUGUCAACAACAGGAAGAAGUUUGUGCAAAGUCUGUGAUCAACUCCUGUGGCGACUGCAUCAGAACAGGGCCAUUCUGCUCCUGGUGCAAACAGCUGAAUUUCACCAAACCAGGUGAGCAGGAAGCAGUGCGCUGUGACACUAAAGCCCAGCUGGUAAAGAAAGGCUGCAACAUUUUUGAAAUCAUCGCUCCUGAAAACAACAAGACAACGAUCAAAGAUGUCCCCCUGAGCACAUUGUCGAGCCAACAGGAACCAGUCCAAAUGAGUCCACAACACGUCAGCCUGAAGCUGAGACCAGGACUUCCUGAAACAUUCACAGUUUCCUUCAGCAGAGCUGAGGGCUACCCAGUGGAUCUCUACUAUCUGAUGGAUCUGUCCUACUCCAUGAAGGAUGACCUGAAUAAUGUCAAAGGACUGGGGCAAGAUCUAUUUGCUGCCCUUAAAAAAAUCACUAAGGAUGCUACCAUAGGUUUCGGUGCCUUUGUGGACAAGACAGUUCUUCCCUACACCAACACCAACAAAGAAAAGCUGCUAAAGCCGUGUGAUGAGAAUGAUCAGCAGUGCCAAGCUGCCUUCGGAUACAGACAUGUACUCAGUUUGACCUCAAGUCAGGAUGAUUUCAAGGAAAAGGUGUCCAGUCAGUUCAUCUCUGGAAACUUAGACUCUCCCGAGGGCAGUCUGGAUGCCAUGAUGCAGGCCACCGUCUGUGAGAAAAUAAUCGGCUGGAGGAACAACAGCACUCGACUGCUUGUACUCGCAACAGAUGCUGGAUUUCACAUGGCCGGAGACGGAAAACUGGCUGGAAUUUUGGACCCCAACGAUGAACAGUGCCAUCUGGAGAACAACCUGUACACCAAAAGCAAUGAGAUGGACUACCCAUCUGUUGCACAACUAGCUAUGCAGUUGGAAAAAAACAACAUUCAGCCUAUAUUUGCAGUGACAGAAAACGUGAAGACCGUGUAUGAUGAACUCUCUAAAAUGAUUCCAAAAUCAGCUGUGGGAGUCCUGUCACAAGAUUCGGGAAAUGUCGUUGACCUGAUUGAAAAGGCCUACAAUAAACUCUCCUCCAAAGUCACGCUGACCCAGGAUGUUCUUCCUGACAACAUUAGAGUUGCCUACAAGCCAAAUUGUGCUAAUCCUAAACAAGAAGGCAGCAACAAAGGAGUUUGUGACAAUGUUCGUGUUGGAGAAAAGAUAUCCUUUGAUGUUACUGUCACUGCAGACUCUUGUAUGGAUAAGGAGAAGUCCUUCAUCAUCAGUCCUCUGGGGGUCAAAGACAGACUCAAUGUGACCAUCUCCACCAGCUGUGAGUGUCAAUGCAACGACCCCACCCAAGAAAAACACGCUCACUGCAACAAUCAGGGCAGAAUCAACUGUGGAAUAUGCAGCUGCUUGGAUGGAUUCGUGGGUCAGCUCUGCAACUGCUCCAUUAAAGAUAAAGACGAACAAUCCCUGCGAGCAUCCUGUCGGAGACACAAUGGCACCGAGUGUGAGGGCCGAGGAGACUGUGUGUGUGGGCGGUGCAACUGUCACACCACAGAGAAAGGAAGUAGCUACUAUGGAAAUUACUGCGAGUGUGACGAUGAACACUGUGAGAAGUUCCAGAAUAAACAAUGUGCAGGAAAUGGUCAAUGCAAAUGCGGUAAAUGUAUUUGUAAUAAAAAUUUCCAAGGCUCAGUCUGCCAGUGCUCGGGCUCUACGGAAGGCUGUCAAACAGAAAACAAUUCUGUGUGCUACGGCCGAGGGACCUGCACAUGUAAUCAGUGUGAAUGCAAGGAAGGGUACCAGCCCCCACACUGCCAGACAUGCCUCGGGUGUCCCGAUCCAUGCCAGACCAAACUGAAUUGCAUUGAAUGUCUCCAGUUUAAUUCUGGUCCUUUUCAAAAGAACUGUAGCUCUGCCUGUGUAAAUGUUUCUCAUACGACUGUGGAAAAGUUUACCAUAUCAAGCAAGGAGUGCCGCCAGAAGGACAGCGAGGGAUGCUGGAUCACCUUUAAACUGGAGCAGUUGCUUGGAGAGGAUAACUACAGGGCUGAGAUCCUGAAGCAGAAAGAUUGUCCGGAACCCCCUGAUGUCACAGCGAUCAUAGGAGGUUCCAUCGCUGGUGUGGCUUUCAUUGGCAUCCUGCUGCUGAUGCUCAUUAAGUUACUCAUCUACAUGAAAGACCUCAAAGAGUACAAGAAGUUUGAAAAUGAAAAGAAGAAAUCCAGAUGGGCAGAGGCUGACAACCCCCUGUUCCAGAAUGCUACCACCACUGUGGCCAAUCCUACUUUCACUGGGGAAUAACGACACCCACAUCACCCGAUCCCUCCUUUCUUCCAUCCCAGAUAUAUUUGUGUUUCAGAGCUCAUGUUCACAUUGGAUAUAUUUAAUGUCAUUAGUCCUCUAGACCAGUGUUUCCCAGUCCUGGUCCUCGGGGCACACCUACCGGAAUGUUUUCCAUGCCUCUGCUUUAGCACACCUGAUAUACAUCACCUUCUCAGGAUGACAUCAAGUGCUGCAGCUGCCUUUUAAUCACUCAUUCAUUAUUUCAUGGGGGCGACGGUGGCACAGGAGUUAAGUGCUCGCCCCGCAAUCGGAAGGUUGCAGGUUCGAGCCCCGCUCAGUCUGUCGCUGUCGUUGUGUCCUUGGGCAAGACACUUAACCCACAUUGCCUGCUGCUGGUGGUCGGAGGGACCGGUGGCGCCAGUGCUCGGCAGCCUCGCCUCUGUAAGUGCGCCCCAGGGCAGCUGUGGCUACAUUGUAGCUCAUCCCCACCAGUGUGUGAAUGUGCGUGUGAAUGUGUGUGUGAAUGGGUGAAUGACUGAUUGUGUUGUAAAGCGCCUUGGGGGGGGGGGUUCCAGGACUCUAGAAGGCGCUAUAUCAAAUACAGGCCAUUUACCAUUUAAGUCAGGUGUGUGGCAGCAGGGAAACACUGGCGUUUGAAACGGCAACAUGGAAAACAUGCAGGAGAGUGUGACCUGAGGACCAGGGUUUGGAAAUGCCGAUCUAGACUCUUCUAGUUAUUAUGAAGUAUUGCAGUUCCUGCCCAAGUGCCUUUUUAAAUAUUAGUUUCAAGUUCUAACAUAGGUGAUAUGUAAUUAAAUGCCUAUUUCAAAUAAUGUUAUCAAAUGUUUGUUUUGAGUUUUAGUUAAAUGAUCUGUACUCACACCCUCAUCAGCACUCCAACCUCAUGGGCACUUGGCUUGUUUAUUUUACAAAGAUGCACUCAGAAUGAUUUCUAAUCAUUUUUGAGGCCAGGGGUACACUUGUGUUUUUAGGGAUUCUGUUUUAGGUGCAAUAAGUAAGAAUUAUACAGUGGUCAGAGGGGCUGGUGGUGCCAGUGUAUGGCAGCCUCACUUCUGUCAGUGUGCCCCAGGGCAGCUGUAGCUACAAUGUAGCUCAUCGCCACCAGCAUGUGAAGGUGUGGGUAAAUGGCUGUAUGUGUUGUGAAGCACCUUGGGGGGUUGUAGAACACAAGAAGGUGCUAUGCAAAUACAAGCUGUUUAUCAUUUACAAAAGUUUGUCUCAGUCACGUUGAAAGGAAGGUUAGGUUUUCGUCUCGGUUUGGGGGUUGUCAGUUUUUAUCCUUUCAAGAGGCCAAAGAGGGAUUGUGGCCCAAACCCAAUACUCGCGCUGUGUCCCGUGGUCUUCUGUGAAGUGCAUUUGGAGAAAGUGCACAGUAAGGCUUCAAGUGCGUGGUACAAGUGUGCAAAAAAAUGGCUAAACUAGGACAGAGCAUUGCCUCAUCGACCAUAAUGCGUUCUGGGACGCUGGUCGCUGUAAUACUUUAUUAAAUCUGAACAACUUUCAAACAACCAACCAUUUAUUUGACAAAAUGUACAUUUACUGCUUUCCACAUUAAAUAUUUAUCAAACAUUAAGAGCAUCAACCAAUCAUCCUAAAAUGAACUACUUUCAAAAGGCAUUUCAGCCUUUGCUUCCGUAGCAAUGGAUUGUGGGUAAUACCCUUCACUUAAGUCUGCAUUGAUGCAGACUUGGGUCAAGUGUGGAUGAGUGCAAAGGGGGCAUGGUCAGCAUCCACACUUGAGAAUCGGGACAUCCUACGCACUCGCACCCCUGAACAGGAUUGCGCAAGGGUGGAAGUGUGAGUAUUUGGAUUGGGCCAUAAUCAUUGUUUACAAUCUGUCCCAUUUCCAUACUUCCUGGUUCUACAGCCAAUCAUUAGUGAGCCUUUGUAGUUGCCAAGUUUAAACACUGCUGUGCCUGCAUUUGUAAUUGGAUGCUGGUCAGCAAAAAGCUGAUUGGUUGAAAGAACCUAAGCCAGUAAACAGGAGUGGCUUCUUUUACCCCUAAGAAGCCACAACAUCUUUGUCGUUUAAUAUUUGGCAAAGAAGGCCAGAGGCUAAUGUUGAGCUAAAAAUGCUAAUGUGAAUUAGAAAAAAAAUUAUCAGCUCUAAAAAUAUCUCAAGCUGACUUUUUCAGUUACCAACCACUUGAUGUUAGAGUGAAUGUCUUUAUCUACAGCAGCAACAAGAUUGAAAAACAUUUGUCUAAAGCUGGGAACACACUUCACCCCUUUUACAGUCUUUCUAGGUUAUAAAGUUAGAGACCCAUUAGUUUGCAUUGACCCAUCCCUAUGGGGAGUGGUGAGCUGCAGCAGUGGAUGCGCUCGGGAACGCUUUGGUGGUUUAACCCUCCAAUCCAACUCCUUAAUGCUGAGUGUCAAACAGGGAGGCAUUGGGUCCCAUUUUUAAAGUCUUUGGUUUGACUUGACCGGGUUUUGAACCCUGAUCUCCCAGUCCCAGGGCAGACACUCUACAACUAGGCCACUGAGGUGACUAUGUAGACUAGAGUAUGCACUAGCAGACUGGUUUCACAAGAUUAUACGUAACGGAAGUCUGUGGGUCUGGACCAGGACCUGUUCUUAACGCUCAUAAAACAACUUACUGGGAUUUCCUUCUUCCAUCUCAACCAUCUUUAUUCUUGAUGAUUAUUAUUUUAUCAGGAUAUUUAAAAACAUGUUUUUUCUUCAGAACUGGUGCCAGAAUCCUGAUGAGUUAACCUCUGGUUAGCUGAGACUUUACGACACAAUGCAGCUUUACUAAACCUGAUCUCCGUUUUCAUGGCUGGCGUCUUGUCCAGACAAACACUGAUCAAUAAAUAACCACUGAGAGGUUCUGGAAACAGAAAUUUUUAUUCAUGAUUGCUGAAUGAAGAAAACUACAGAUAUCACCCAAAAA
Molecule: messenger RNA, 5426 nt
Organism: Nothobranchius furzeri (turquoise killifish)
Lineage: Eukaryota; Metazoa; Chordata; Actinopteri; Cyprinodontiformes; Nothobranchiidae
Gene: itgb2
Product: integrin, beta 2
Biological process (GO): cell adhesion mediated by integrin; integrin-mediated signaling pathway; cell-matrix adhesion
Cellular component (GO): focal adhesion; cell surface; integrin complex
Molecular function (GO): amyloid-beta binding; integrin binding
Source: RefSeq, a predicted model, not a curated record